Molecule: messenger RNA, 2284 nt
Organism: Lingula anatina
Lineage: Eukaryota; Metazoa; Brachiopoda; Lingulata; Lingulida; Lingulidae
Product: actin-binding protein IPP-like
Molecular function (GO): protein binding
Source: RefSeq, a predicted model, not a curated record
UAUGCAAAUGUUUUCCCCUAGGCUUUAUUUAUGUCCUCGGUGGAAUGAGUGAUUUGGGAACAGAAAUGAAAACAGUAGAAAGAUAUAACCCAGCCACCAAUGAAUGGACAAAGCUUGCCAGCAUGAAAGAGAAACGUGCCUACAUUGGGGUGACUGUCCUUGAUGAGUACAUAUAUGCUGUGGGAGGCUGGAAUGAACAUCAUGGUGCUUUGAAAACUGUGGAGCGGUAUUAUCCCAGAAAGAAUGAAUGGACAUCCCUCCCGACCAUGUCUGAGCCACGCGCUGGUGCCUCAGUGGCUGCAGUAAAUGGACUUGUGUUUGUGAUCGGUGGAAGAACAAGUAGCAAUGAGUUCACAGCUCCAGCCACCUUGGACACAGUGGAGUGCUUUGAUCCCCAUACCUGGACUUGGAUUGAGAUUGGUAAAAUGCCCACAAGUAGAUGUGAGGCAGGCAUUGCUGUACUGUAGCACCAGCAUUAAUUACUUGAUCUGGCAUAUUGUGUUUCACAAUGGCGGGUCCAGGGCAGGGCUCAGACCCUUCUCUUUGCUUGGGAGGUGCCACCUUCUUCCCUGUUCCAAAAUAUUAUAACAAGGAAAAGAGAAAAAGUAUUUUCAGUCUUUGUGCCUGACAAAGACUGCUGUACUGUUUCAUAUUGGUCUUGCUUCACCUGGCAUCACUUAGCAAAAACCUUGGUCCCCACCAGUGCUUUGAUACAGUUUUGCACUUUCGGCAAAGCAUUUCAUCAUCUGUGUUGUGCACUCAAACUUACAAUAAUAAAUUCUACCAUCAGUAGCUAAACUUCAGACUUAUUUCACUUGAAUAUUUUUAAGUCUCACCUACAAGAGACUUUUAUCGGGGAAUGAGGAUUUUUACCUUUUGUUGGAUGAAUCUAUUAUUGUAACUUUCAGUUAUGCAUUUUUAAAAAUAACAUAUAUGGAAAACUUUGCAUAAUUACAAAUUUAGGCUGAAUGUAGUCAUUCAAAAUAUGAUUAAAUGAUCAUCUAUUGUGGACUUGGAUGAUAUCACGAAAAAACAUAAAACUUGCUGUUGACUUGAAAUUUUGUUUUAUUGCCUUUGUUACUGAGGAAAAAACAAUAUGAUCCUUUCAGAUGAAUCCUCAUUAAAGUAAAUAAUUUAAUUUAAAAGAAGUAUAUGUUACCAACUAGCAAAUGUGUAUGCUUGGCUGAUGAACCAAGAAUACUGUUAUUUAUCAUUUAGGGGUCAGAAAAAAGGGAAAUCAAUAAGUCAAGCAUUGAUGGAAGAAAAACGUUUGAAGUUGCAAAUUCAGUCCCCUCUCAAUGUAGUUAUAGAACAUCAAUUGGUGCUCCUAAAGAGAAAAUUUAUUUUAAAAUAUGGUAACUUGUUAAAUAACUCGAUGAAAAUGAUGAUAACAAUUUAACUUUGUUGUCAGUGAAUGGUGGAUUAAGCUAUGUGAUAAUAUUAAAUUUAAUGUAUGUGCAAUGGUGCAAUUUGCUUUUUGCUGCAUUAUUUAUGAACCCUAAGGGCAAUCCUUUUGGAUUGGUUUGUUCUCUGUUAACUUCCUAUUUGUAUGGAAUUUUUUAACUUUUUGGCACCAAGAUUAAAAAGAUUUAAGCAUACUUUUUCACUUACCUCUUGCACAUGUAAUCUGAGAAUCGGAAUACAAUGCAUACUGUUAUGUAAACCAGUGUCCUUUCUGUGUUCAAGGAAGACUACCAUAGUAAUAUUCACCUUUCCACCAACUAUGUUAUGCAUGCAGCAUUCUGGUCUAUACAUGUCCACUGCUGUUUUCAAGUUGCAGCUUCUAAGUGCCACUGGAUAUUGGGCAUGCAAUCACCACCAGCAGAAAUGGGUUGACCAUGCAUGCCUGUCAUUAUCUUUGGAAAGGUGAAUUGUACUUCCUGCUGGUUGACAAAUCUAUGCUAGUAUCUGAAACUUUGUUUGGAUAUACAUAAAUCAUGUCUCAGAAAUGAAAUAGUAAAAAGUAAAGUUCAGUUCUUAUAUACUGCAUUACAUGUGUGCCUUAGCACAAUUUUCAGUGGACGCCUGGUGGUCCUUUUUGGCACUAAUACAGACUGGGUGUUUACACUCUCACCUCCCAAUUUGGGAUUUCUGUUCAAUUAUGGAUGGCAUGUUGCAAACACAUCAGUAAUAAGUCGCAUGUUUUCUAUGAAAACAAAUAAGUUAUUCCAAUUUAAAUAAUUAAGAAAUCAUUGGGGACAGACUUGCUUUUACUUGCUAAUCCUGUAAUGGUCUCUCCGCCUCUGACACGCCUCCCCCUCGUUGUCCCUCGACCGGUUGAAUU